AUGAAGAUCACAACCCUCUCCGCCGUCCUCCUCCUGGCCUCAGCAACAGUCCUGGCCGACAAGAAAUCCACCGUCUCCUCACUCAACACCGCAGCCUCAAUCGCCGAUAAGCGCGACGCGCGCCACCACGAGGUCAAUGGCGUCUCCGUCGUCAAGCGCGCUGCGGAUGGACCCAAGGGCGUGAACCGUCACGAGCACCAAAGGAAGAAGGGUGGGAAGAAGCAUAAAGAGCAUAGGGUAGAGGCUCAUAGUGAUGGUGGGAGUCGGCACCGUGAUAAGGAUGGCAAGGAGGAGGAGGUGAAGGGUAGUGGUAAUGAUGAAGAGCAUGGGGAGAAGAAGGAGAAGAAGGGUGGUAAGGGGGACAAGAAGAAUGGUGGAGGUGGGAAGAAGGAGGGUGAGGAGAAGGAGGCUAAGGAUAGCGGGGACAAGAAAGGAGCUGAAGGUGAGGAGAAGGUAGUAGCUGAAGGGGACAAGAAUGGAGCUGAAGGUGACAAGACGGGAGCUGAAGGUGACAAGAACGGAGCUGAAGGUGACAAGAAGGGAGGAGCUGGUAAUAAGGACGGUGCUGCUGACAAGACGGGCGGCGACAAGGAUACUUCUGACAAGGGAGGCGAGAAGGAUCCCGCUACUGGCGGUGAUGCCGCCACACCAGCCGUCGGCGGCGGAGAGGGCAAGGAGGGGGACGCUGCUAACCCCAGCGUUCCCCGCGACUACUCCAGCCCCCUCUGGCUCGUCCAGCCCUUCGGCAGCAGCGUCUGGGCCCAGGGCGAGACCUACGUCAUCAGCUGGGGCCCCAACCCAGACCCCAUCUACGCCAAGGCCUUGACCCCCAAGGCCCUCGUCGACAUCCGACUCAUGCAAGGCCCCCCCGACAACCUCAAAGAAAUCGCCGUCCUCUCCAAUGGCGUCGACUCGUCCCUUCACAAGUAUGAAUGGCUCGUCCCUACCACCGUCACUCCCGCCACAGACUACUCCAUCCGCAUCUCCCACGGCAGCGACGUCGACACUUAUUCGCACUACUUUGAAGUCGUCAAGGCUGGUGACUCUCGAUCCAACAAGUCGAAUGUUGGAGAGCCCCUCCAGAUGCCUCAAAGGGGUAAUAUGCCUCAGCCCUUGGACAAGGGGCCCACCAAGCCCGCUUUGCCUCCUAACCCAUUCCCUGCUGACCCCGCGGCUUCGUCCAAGCCCGUGUCCCCUCCUGCAGUUGCCAAGCCUGCUGCCCAUGCCUCGUCUGCCCAUAGCGAGACCCAUCAGGGCGCUAAUAUGUUGGCCUUUGCCAUGACCCUCUUCGGAGCUGUCUACUUCUUGUAA
Messenger RNA from Linnemannia hyalina, 1311 nucleotides. Lineage: Eukaryota; Fungi; Mortierellomycota; Mortierellomycetes; Mortierellales; Mortierellaceae. The record is from the annotation of a GenBank genome assembly.